GGCCAAGUGCCCAUGGGCUCUUGCCCGGCAGCCGAGUGCUGGUGGGGCUCGUUGUGGCCUGACCUGUGGGACGGUGUCGGUGGUGCCCAAGUCUCUUUGCUUCAUAUAAAAGGACUCCACCGCUCCCGAAGGAAGCACGAACCUGCGAGGGCUUCAGUGUUCAUUUCCUGGAAGAGAAAAGAAGGAAAGAAGCCGAUUGAGCCCACAAGGAAUUUCCUGUUUCUGCUGCUUCUCUUUACCUCACAGCGGGCCAGUUAAGUUGGAGAGUUUGUCUGAGAUCAUCUUCCCACCCAAUAGGAAUGAUCCUGUGGUUAGUUUGCAAAAAUGAGACUUGGGAGACCGCUGUUCACUACCUGCUCGGAUUCCUGUGUGGCCUUGGAUAAAUCACUCAGGCCCAAAUCCUCAAAAGUAUUAGAUUCUUAAGAAGUAGAUAAAUGGGUGUGAUUUUUCUUCUGAUGUAAAACGGUUCCAUGUCUUGUUUGGAUUGUUCCUGUAUUCUGCGUACAAGAGUUGAAUCAAUCAGACCAGAGAAACAGUCUGAAAGCAACAUCCAUCAAUAUUUGGCAGAUGAACCUGACCUACUCUGGAUUCCUCCAUCUCCCGGAGGGCAUGAAAUGACAUUUUGCUCUUCCAAUGUCUCUCAUUAUGAACUCCAAGUGGAAAUAGGAAGAGGAUUCAACAACUUAACUUCAGUCUACCUUGCACAACAUAUGCCUACAGGAUCUCAAGUUGCUGUAAGGAUCACAGACCUAGAACGCUGCUCUGAAGACCAUUUAAAAGCUUUACAGAAUGAGGUGGUGCUAUCCCACUUUUUCCAGCACCCCAAUGUAAUGACACUUUGGACAGUGUUUACUGCUGGAAGCUUGCUUUGGGUCAUCUCUCCAUUCAUGGCCUAUAGUUCUGCUAGUCACCUAUUGAAGAAUUAUUUUCCUCAAGGAAUGAGUGAAGCUUUGAUAAGAAACAUUCUGUUUGGUGCUGUUAGAGGGUUAAAUUACAUGCACCAAAAUGGCUUCAUUCACAGGAAUAUUAAAGCUAGCCACAUUCUGAUUUCAGGGGAUGGUCUGGUUUCUCUUUCUGGUUUAAACAACCUCUACAGUUUAGUUAACAGUGGACAGAGGUCAAAGAUUGUAUAUGAUUUCCCUCAGUUUAAUACAUCAGUACUUCCUUGGCUGAGUCCUGAACUGCUGAGACAGGAUUUAUAUGGGUAUAAUGUAAAGUCUGACAUUUACAGCGUGGGGAUUACAGCAUGUGAAUUAGCCAAUGGACAUGUACCAUUUCAGGAUAUGCCUUGCACACAGAUGCUGCUGCAAAAGCUGAAAGGUUCCUCUUAUUGCUCUUGGGAUAUAAAUACCUUCCCCCAUGGGGAAUCCAGGAUGAAGAAUUCCCGAUCAUGCAUUGAUUCUGGAAUUGGUGAAAGCAUGACGCACACAAUGACUAGCGAGAGACUGCAUGUUCCAUUCUCAAAAACAUUUUCCCCUGCUUUCCACAAUUUGGUAGAACUCUGUUUGCAACAGGACCCUGAAAAAAGGCCAUCAGCAAGCAGUUUGCUGUCUCACACUUUCUUCAAACAGGUAAAAGAACAAACAAAGAGUUCAUUACUUUCACUGUUGCCACCUCCUGCCCAAUACAAUAGAUCACAGUUCCUGGCACUGCCCUCAACAGAAGUUGGGACUGAGCCUGGAUGCAUUUCCCAAAUUGAGAGAGUCGCGGAGUGGGAAUUCUAAAAUGAUGCCAAACUGUCAUACCUCCUUCAUACUUCGAAGAAAGAAAAUAUGAUUUCGACUUGCUGCUUUUCUCUGUAUUGAUUUAAAUACAAACAGCAGACAUACUUGAACACACAACUGUGGUAAAGAGACAAAUUGACCUGAAAAAUUCUGUUCCAAAUCUGGUCUUACAACAAUGCAGGAGGCCUCAGUUUCCUGACUGCAAGGAAACCAUCAUAGUAAGGGUGUGUUCAUGCCCUGUCCUCAUUCCUAGCCAUCCUUAUGUGAUAUCACAUAGCAAGGCUGCUGCUGUAUUCUGCUCUGGUACUACAUUUCAUCUAAUGCUACUGCAGUCAACUACCUUCUUGAAUGCAGAUUCAUGUUGAGCCUUCUCCAGUCACUUCAUUAUGGUCAAGGAGCUGGUUCAUUUUGGUACAAAGUCUGAGGAUAAUGCAGCAUAGGAGCUCAGUCAUGGGGUUUUAACUUUCAUAGCAUGCAAUUGAUUUCCUUGAUUAUACAAGUGAAUGUUAGACAUUUUAUACAUAUGCAAUGGCAGGGUUCAUGCUUUUCCUCACCUGUAGUGUCUUAUCCACUUGUUCCAGCUGAAGGAUGUUUUUUCACCCUGGGCUGGUGUUGUCAAGCCAUUUGGACAGUUGUAUACUGUUAUACAGAGAAGUCUACCCACUUUGCAUCUCUCAUUCUUUCAUUAUAUCAAUGCUUUUGCCUUGGUGGUCUCAUCCCAGACUUUAUUUCAUCACCCUAACAAUGAAGGACCUAACAUGAUGCCUGGUAAAACUCAGCUUGUAACCUUUAACUUAAGUUGUCUGUUUCUUCUGAAACACACAUUUUAAAUACUUUAAAUACUUUUAAUAAUAUAAAGAUCUUAGGUUGGACAGUAAAAGUAAUUUACCUAUCCGAAAGUCCUGAAACCACAGCUGUGCAUGUUUUCUUGAAGAAACGUUCCAUUCAAAAAAAUUACAGGCUCACAAGGUUGGAAAAACCGUCCUCUACCUUUGAGGUUCAAUGCUACGUACCUGUAGGCUGGAGUCUUUUGCACAAUGCUGAGUUUUCUAGUUUGUCUUGAAAUAACAUUCAGCCCUGGCAAGAGAAAUUUCCCUUACCCAGGGUCUGUAGUAGCCCUUAAGCAUGUUUUGUUUUUUUCACAUGUUAGAUCAUAACAUUAUGUGAAGGAUAAUUUAAUAAAUCAACAUUACUUAAUAUUAUUACAGAUAAUGAUUCACAAUAGACUGGGAGAGGAUUAAGCAAGAAGACUGAGCAAGGCAAAGGGAGCCCAAAUUUAACUCGAGCCAUAUGUUAUCUCAGAAAAUCAAGACUAUAGCAAAUAUUACUAACACCAUAAUUUUAAUUUAAGCAUGAACAUAGAUGUAAGGUUUCAAAUAAGUAUAAAACACUGAGUUUGUGUUUAAUAACUUUAUUUCAGUUACAUGCAUUGUGUUCUGAAAAGAGAUGAGGCUGUAUGCAAAAAGUGUAGAGUGUACUUCUGCUUUGCCAGUAGGGCCAGACCACUACAAAGAAGAUUGACUUAGGAAAAAAUAUGCAAGCCUGGCAGAAGUGGCAAAUACAGGGGCAAAUGUAAAUCACUGCAUAAGGAAAAAUAUUAACAGAUGAUGAUGGUUAUUCCUUCACUAUUUAUGUGCUUAAAGGAUCUUUGUUUUCUCCUACCUCACUCUGAAAUAUAAAUUGUAAAACCUGCCAAUAAACUCAACUUCUUACCUUUUA
Alligator sinensis (Chinese alligator) is the source of this 3443-nucleotide messenger RNA. RefSeq names its product STE20-related kinase adaptor beta (gene STRADB). Gene Ontology annotation, molecular function: ATP binding; protein kinase activity; protein serine/threonine kinase activator activity. Lineage: Eukaryota; Metazoa; Chordata; Crocodylia; Alligatoridae. The transcript is spliced from 14 exons. Gene Ontology annotation, biological process: protein phosphorylation. The record is from RefSeq and is a predicted model, not a curated record. The coding region runs from base 471 to 1724 and encodes 417 amino acids.